Molecule: messenger RNA, 813 nt
Organism: Cooperia oncophora
Lineage: Eukaryota; Metazoa; Nematoda; Chromadorea; Rhabditida; Trichostrongylidae
Source: the annotation of a GenBank genome assembly
AUGAAAGAAGUGGAAAAUAACAAAAUAUUCUGGCGAAUUCUCAACGACGAAAUCGAAGUGGUUCUACGGUAUCCCGGCGAGUCAUGGGCGGCUAUUGGAUGGAAGCCACAGGAUGCACAAUGUUCUCAAAUUGCCGACCAAUUUAAGCAACCGUCAACUACAGUAUCGACAAGUACCCAUACCCUGCACAAGGUCGAGAUAAAGCCACCCGAAGCGCGUCCCGUAACGACGACUACUGGGACUACGACUCGAAUCACGACCAGGCCGUCUACCUCCACCACCUCCACUACCUCCUUCAGGACCACCAUCACUACCACCACUGCCAUUUCAUCUAAUGAGACGAGCAGCGAAGACUGCGGCCCAAAUGAGCAAUGGUCAUCAUGUCCCGAAAUGUCACGGGAUUGCGAACCUUCGUGUGAUUGGACACGAUUCCCGGAGACCAUUCCAAAUUGUCCACGAUCGUGUGGGAGUGCCCGAUGUGUCUGCAAGGAAGGCUUUGUGCGAAUGACUAACGACGAGGAGGCUUGCGUACCAUUUGAUUUCUGCGACAAGGAGGCCGAGCCGUCGUGCCCCACAAAUUCGACGUGGGCAAAAUGUGGAACGGCAUGUGAGCCCAGCUGCGCAAACAUGUACGAUACGGCUCCUUGCCCAGCAACGUGUGAAAAAUCUGCAUGCACAUGUGCCGACAACUACGUGCGUUAUGAAGGGGCGUGCAUCUAUUGGGGAGAUUGCCCUGACGGAUAUUUCAAGAUAGAAUGGGGUAUUGGACGAUCUCAUGAGUGGGCAAGAAUGGGGUACUGGGCGAUCCCAUGA